GGUGAUUCCGAUCACUAAAAAAGCGGGCUAAUUUAUCCAUAAACAUGGAGGAUAUUCUCGAUAAGUUCAACACGUUCACUGAAAAGCCGGUCAAGUUUUUGACCGUUCAAAAAGAUGUUAAGGACGACAUCACGAGUUUGGUUAAAUCUCUUUACGACCUCACAAAAUCUGAAGAAAUUGGUGAUGGAACGAAGAGAAAAGGCCCUGCUCUGCCUAAAUUGAUAGUUAAAGAUUUCGAUGAAGAGCAGAUAUGGCAGCAAAUCGAUCUGCAAAACACGCAGUGCUGGGAUCAACUCGUAUGGGACGUAGCUAACAGCAUAUCAACAAAUAAAGAUCUUGCCUUCCCUGUGAAGAUCAAAGAUGAAGAAGAUGAGUCACAGGAUGAAGAAAUGGAGACCAAAAGGCAGUCAGAGGAAGAAAUGGAAGAAAGGGAAGAAAAACCUAAGACUAAAAAUAAAAAGUCACAGAAGUCUAAUUUAAACAAGAAGACUAAAAGUUCAAUAGUUGAUGAUCAGUUUUUCAAAUUGAAUGAAAUGGAGCAGUUCCUUCUUCAGGAAGAAAAAGAGAAGAAAGCGGCAUCUGACUCAGAAGACUCAAUAGACUUAUUUGACGAUGUUGAUGAUGAAUCUGGUGAAGAGGAUGCUCAAGGCAUGUAUAAUGACUUCUUUGAUAAUGAAGAUGGCGAAGAUGAUGAAGGUGAUCACGAUGACAGUGGAAAUGAUGAAGACAGAGACCAUGAAGAAGAGAAGUCUGAAGUUAGAGAUAAAAAAUCUAAGAAAAAAGAUAAGAAAGUCAGGUUUGCUGCUAUGGAAGACAGUGAGUCGGAUGAUGAGAGUGCUGUUGAAAAUGAUGAGCCUGACAAUAAAAAGGAUAACAAUGUGGAUGAGCAUAAGUCCGAUUUUGAGCAUAGACAAGACCGUCUAAAGCAAACUAUUAAUAGACUUGAAGAAAAAAUGCUUAAAGAAGCACCCUGGCAAUUAAAAGGAGAAGUAGACGCAGUGAAGAGACCACAGAACUCCUUAUUAGAGGAGGUCGUUGAUUUUGAUUUAACAUCGCGACCACCACCUAUCAUUACGGAACAAACAACAGUAACCCUCGAAGAUAUCAUAAGGCAAAGAAUCAAAGAUAAAGCAUGGGAUGAUGUAGAAAAGAAAGAGAAACCGGUUGAUGACCAGCUAAAAUUCCGUAAAACGGAAAUCAUUGAUCAGUCAAAGAGCAAGCUGAGUCUCGCUCAAGUUUACGAAGCGGAGUAUUUAAAGCAGAAGCAAGCAGCGUCAGGAGAGAAGGAAGAAAAAGAGGAACCGGAAGCGCAUAAAGAAGUUAAAGAAGCUAUGAAGAAAUUGUUCGCUAAACUUGAUGCUCUCUGCCAUUAUCAUUACACACCGCGAGCGCCACAAGCAGAAGUUAAGAUCGUUAGUAACACUCCAGCUAUAUCCAUGGAAGAGGUUGCCCCGGUCGCUACCAGCGACGCAGCCUUACUUGCUCCAGAGGAAGUCAAAAAGAAGCGUAGAGGCGACUUAAUGAGUAAGGAAGAGAGGAGCUCAACAGACAAGAAGAGGGAACGGAGGAAGAAAAAGCAACUGCAGCGUAAGAAGGGCACCGUUGCUAAGGUUACGGAGCAUAGGAAUACUACGAAGGGAGUGGAAGCGAAUGAUAAGUCUUUGAAGACUUCAAAGGCAUUCUUCCAGCAGUUGAACGAUGAAGCAACGAGUAUAAUUAAGAAAAAACGUAAAAAUAAAGGACAAUAAUCAGAGCUUGGUAGAUAAUUUGUAUUAAAUGUGAAAGACUAUGUCUUGUUGAUA
Molecule: messenger RNA, 1802 nt
Organism: Cydia amplana
Lineage: Eukaryota; Metazoa; Arthropoda; Insecta; Lepidoptera; Tortricidae
Product: U3 small nucleolar ribonucleoprotein protein MPP10
Exons: 1
Coding region: 45-1748 (567 amino acids)
Biological process (GO): rRNA processing
Cellular component (GO): Mpp10 complex; small-subunit processome; sno(s)RNA-containing ribonucleoprotein complex
Source: RefSeq, a predicted model, not a curated record